Carassius auratus (goldfish) is the source of this 5091-nucleotide messenger RNA. RefSeq lists its product as uncharacterized. The coding region runs from base 1217 to 3190 and encodes 657 amino acids. Gene Ontology annotation, cellular component: plasma membrane. Gene Ontology annotation, biological process: neuron projection development. The record is from RefSeq and is a predicted model, not a curated record. The transcript has 2 exons. Lineage: Eukaryota; Metazoa; Chordata; Actinopteri; Cypriniformes; Cyprinidae.
UCUGUAACAUUCUGAACAGUGCAUCACUAAUAUUGAAGUAUAAAGUAUCAGACUUCAGAGUGUAACUCAUCCUGCUAUUCUUCCAGUUAUAAAUGAUUCCUCAAAUCAUUUUUUUUCUGUUACUUGUUUAGGAAUUUGGGCUUAUAAUGCUAAUAAAUGUGUCUCUCCUAUCUUAAAAACAGGUUUGAUUUUAAAUUUGUUUUUACAUUUCAGGGUUUUAAGCAUUUAAGCACAAGCAAAACCUCUUCUGGUUUCUUGCAGGUCUAAGCUGGUUAUUUAUCUUUAAGAAAAGUAUGAGUGCAUGUACUUAAAGCCAGAUCAAUUAUUUAAUGCUCAUGGGGUUUUCCAGCUCAGUUGUUUCACCAAAGUGUCAGCUUUGUCUCGGAUGUUUCUCUGAGAGGGAAAUAAUGCAUCAGGAGAAACAGACAAACACACAUAUAGUUGUACAGUAAUAAAGAGAUGAUCAGCCGUGUGCUUUAAGUACUUAAUUUGGACAACUUGAAUGUCAAUUUUCUCAAUAUUUAGAUUUUGUUUGUUUGAUUGCUCCCUCAGUUUCCAGAUUUUCACAUAGUUGUGUAUCCCAGCCAAUUUUGGCUUAUUUAUCCAGCUUUCAGAUUAUCUACACAUUUCAGUUUCAAAAAAAGUUACUCGUGACUGGUUUUAUGAUCCAUAUUGAUCUUAAGUUGUAAAUGGGCAUAUAAAUGGGACAUGUGGUUCAUAAGGAUUUUAAAACAUUUUCUAGAGUAUUGGAAUCGGAUAUAUAACGUUAGUUAUUAAAUAAAUAACUUAUUUUCUAGAAAAUUAAAUCCAGUCUAUAAAAUGCAGAUACACUGAUGUUUGAAUAGGGAUGCGGAUGCUUUCUGGCGAUUUCCCAGCUGAAAGCAAAGAAACACGACAGUGUAACGCUCACAUCUCUAAAAUGCCAGUUGAUGUUUUGGAAAAAUGAAAUGCACAUCAAACCAAAUCGAUACGCGAGCUGUAUUCCGUGCGUGCGCGUGCGUCAUCCUCAGUGUAGAACUGAGCGUCGUCAUUUGUUCAAGCGCGAGAGGGAAACACUUCACAUCUACAGCAUCUGCGAACAGAGGCUCAAAACAGCACAGCGUCGUGACAAUGUCUGUGUUCGGUGUUUGAGGCAUUAAAUAAUGUGUCACAUCCACAACUAGGACAUCACUAAAUCAGAUUGUGACUACUGGAUCUUUCAACUGUUAUUGGUUUCAUGGAUUCCCGACCUACUUUCCUUCACCCGCCUGAAAAUAAUGAGCCCAAGGUAUGCUGGGAAUCUGAGUCCCAGCACAGAAAGGGAAACCACUCUCCUGGAACCAGGACAAGACUUGUAAAGAAUCAUGGGAUUGAAGUACAAGCUAAAGAGAUGGAGGAGAGAUCCACCGGCCAUGUAAAAACACUAAAACACAAUGCAUUAGCCACCACUGCCAUUCCAGCCGCAGAACUGCUUCCUGCAUCCACAGCUGCAUCAAAAAUACCCACCAUGCACUCAGCGUCAACCAAGCAGGUCACUGCGGGAAUAACCAGUGUAAGUGCUAUGACUAAAACGGCAUCUAAAAAAACAACCAAAACAACAGUUGGAGUGGAGGUCUUAAGUUUAUCCGGCCAAACUGGACACAGUGGGACAAAAUCAAGAUCCCCAAAUGUGAGCCAUGAGAAGAAGCUACAAGCAAGUGCAAAAGCAUUUCCCAAUAACAUGCAAAAAACUGCCUCAGCAUCUCAUAUCAUGGGCUCCACAGACUUCCCCAAAAAGACGCUUCAAAAAACAUCGUCCACUUCCCAGAUUUCCUCAACCGACUCUCCCAAGAGUCUCAGCCGGACUCUCUCGCAUAUUCCCAGAGCAACGUCCAGCCCCAAACUUAAACCACCCCAUCCCGCAUCUCUCAAAGUGGAUAAAACCGAGCGGAAUAGAAGAGUCACGAGCAAAGAGGCACAGCUGUCGACUUCUCCAAAAGAUAAGAUGACUGACACGUUGGUGGAGAGCAACCUGCAACUGGGGACAAAAGCAGAAAUGCGGGAGAGUCCUCAGGAGCAAGAGAUAAAGAGCGGGAAUGAGAGAGAUAAUAAAGACACAGUCCUUCAGGGACACAGUCUUGGAGGAAGUGACGUCAUCUCGAACUUUAAAGGUUGCAAAGAAAUGUCUUCUCUGUCACUGUAUCGUGCCGAAAACCUGAAAGAGCCAGAAGACAAGACUGACGUAUAUGUCACGACCCAAGAGAGACACACAGGAAAGAGUCAGAGGCUCUGGGAGAAGAAGGGAAGGGAGGAAGCAGAGUGCGAGGAGAAGAGGAACACAGGAGAGAGAAAGGGGGAAGCUGAGGUUAAGAAUGUCAAAAUGGCGAUUGAGCUCAAGAAGGAUACUGUAAAUAAUGAAAAGAAUAAGAUUCCGACACCCAAGAACUUGAAGGAUGCAGUGACAAUGACAGUCGAAGGUUUCCCGGUGACCGAGACGAAGGAUGCAGCACUGCAGGCCGAUCUGAAACCGGUGUGUAUUGAUGUCGAGGUUCAGGCGGUUGUGGAGGUCUGCUCUAGAUCAACACUCACGAGCCCAGUCCACAACGUUCAACCUUGUCAGUUGAACCAUGAGAUUGACCUCAACUCUAAAGCUGGCCUGCACAAUGAGCUCAACCUUGACAGCAUCUUGGACUCUGAUUGGUUGCCGACUGUACCCUUACCGGACCCCAAACCAACAGAAGCCAAGCCUAGAUUUCUAGGUCCACCCCCUUACAAGUCUCCCAAUAGUCAGAAACCGCUUCAACACAUCUGUCAAAUAGAGAUUGAGCUUCGUAGCCAGUUUCCGCAACCUCUCGGUUCGGUCCCCCCCCAAGUAACCUCUGGGGACUCCUUGAAGCCACUCAAAUUUGGGGGAACAGCAGGGGUGGUUGGAGAAAAGGAGGAGAGCGGUGCACCUCAGGAGAUUGUCUGGGAUGAGCAGGGAAUGACGUGGGAAGUCUAUGGAGCGUCGCUGGAUAUGGAGUCCCUGGGAUUUGCCAUCCAGAACCACCUGCAGUGUAAGAUCCGUGAACAUGAGCGUCGCAUCGGCACGCUCCGGAAGUCUAUAUGCCUCUCCGAACAAUCGCCCGGAAAGGGCAGGAUAGGAAAGAAGAAGAGGAAUGUCUUUAGGUCGCUGUUUGGUGGAUCUAAGUGCUGCUCAAAACCACGACCCAAAGAGGAAGCCGAAAAGUGACUAAUUGUUAUGUAAAUGUAUUUUGUAGAUGUGCUACACUGGAGAACGUAUGGCAAAAAUUUCUAAAAAUAUGUAGCGUAUUUUUGCUUCAUAGAAGUGUUAGACCAGGAGUCACCAGACUCGCUCCUGGAUGGCCAGUGUCCUGCAGAGUUUAGCGCCAACCCCAAUCUAACACACCUGAACCAAUUAAUCAAGCGCUUAUUAUGCAUACUAGAAACAUCCAGGCAGGAGUGUUGAGGCAGGUUGGAUCUAAACUCUGCAAGACCAAGUUUGGUUACCCUUGUUUAAGACCAUGUCCAGGAUUUGAGGGUUCUGAAAUAAUUUCUUGCCCAUGGCCUUGUCCCAAAUGGCGAGCUUAAUGUGAAUUUACAGUCCAAUGACCUACACUUGUUCUUGACUAUGAAGUGCAUGAGACUAGAGUGUCCAACGUAGAGAGGUACCACGUUUGGCCAUACUGGUACAGACUACUACCCAACCGUCAACCUUUCAGGUUUUGGAACUCUGGAAUGUUCUUAAGUCUCUUACAAGAGUAGUUCACUCAAAAUUGAACUUUCUAUCAUCUCUUACUCAUGUUGUUCCAAUACUUGUGUGAAUUUUUUUUUCUGUUAUAAACCCCUUAAGAAGAAUGUUUUGAAAAACCAAAAACUUUGGACCCCACGGACUUCUACUGAAUUCUCAAAAUGACCCGGAGACAUUUCUUAAAAGAAAUUAAUAGAGUUUUGGACAUAUACAAUUGCAUUUAAGUGUGAACUAUCCCUUCCUGCCACAGAAAACACCAACUUGUAGACAUUAUUUUGGAUUAGCAUGUUCACACUGUUGAAAUGCAGAUUAGAAAUUGCAGUCGUUUCCCAACAUUUAAAAGUUGAACAUCCAACUCUUUGAAAUGUUGGUAUCCGUUGAGGACAUGUGAAAUAGCUUAGUUAAUGCAUUCACUUAAUCAUUAAGCGACGAGUGUAUUGUUCACUUUUAUGUAACUAUUGAAAGUUAGAUCACAUUUUUUCAUUUUUGUACAAUAUUCACUAUUAGUACUAACUUGUGUAAAACUGAAUUUUACAUUUUUACAAUUUGAAGUUUUGUAUCACUUUUCUUAAAAAAAGAAACUUGUUUGAGAACUAGUUUGACAACAGUUUCUGUAUUACACUGUUUUCAGGAAUCUUGUAGGUUUUGUCAAAACAGCUAAUGAGUUUCUAAAUGUGAGCACUGAUCAUGUUCAGUCACUUUGGUCACUCACUUGCACGCCUGAGAAACUUCAAGCACUGGUUGUUGUUUAAUGCUGGUAGAUUUUAAUCCCAAUUUGGUUGCUUUAUCACUGCAAAAAUGCUGUCAGUGUGAGCGUCCUUUAGAAAUACAUAAUGCUGAGCUGAUAAUCACUGUAGAGCACUUUAAUGGAUUAAAAUAAUGCUUGUGAUGUUCUAUAUGAUGUGAAUUUUGAAGUUUUUUUUCAAGUUGAAUUGUUAAAAAUCCUUGUGCACGAGUCUGGUUUUUGUUUUCUCAUUUGAUAGCCCCUUUAAUGAGUCUUUGCACGCUGUAUGAUUUUCAUGUUAUUUUUACCAUGGUAUCAGGACUUGACUGAAUGAGGUCUUUGUGUUUUUGUGAGAGCUCCAAGUGAUGGCUGCUGAAUAUUUUAUCCUUUUCAUGUGAGGGAGCAAGAUGUUGAUGUUGAGUUUACAGAAGCAAGCUUGGUCUAAAUUUAGGUAUCUUUGUUCUAAAUGAUGUCUGAAGUGAGUCCUGCUGUAAAUUUUUUACUCGGGAGCAGUGGUGCAGCACAUAAAGCUACCAUGUUCUGUGUUAGUUUGACAUUAUGGACCCUAUGGAGCAUCUGCCCUAUAUACUACAGUGAGAUGAACUGUGCAGCAAAUGAUGGUGUGAUGGCGCUCUCUCUGCUCUCUGUACAGUAUUUG